CCAUAGUACAGAUAGGUAAUUCUGAAAAAUAAUUAUUAUUAAAAAUUAGCUUAUAUUAAAACAAACAAAACACGGCUUUUUUGUUAUUUGAGGUUAUAUUGUUUAUCCCCAUAGGAAUUGUAUAACUUGCUUUAAUCUAUGGCAAAGCUAUAAAGCCUCUUUAUUUAUUUUAUAUAUGUACCUACUUUAUUUUUCAGAUAUGACACUAAAAAAUAAAAAAGUUAAUCUGUUGUGUGGCAUUUACCAAAAAUGUCAGCUUCAUCAAAAUUAAUAAUUCACAAAUUUGAAGCAUCUGGUCUUAAUGUUAAAUCUUUACAUGUUACAUUUGAACACGAAGAAAAUUCGCCAAAAAUAAGUUAUAGUGAGUGGUUGGACGAUAAAUUACAAGAGAAAAAGAAAGAUAUUGAUAAGUCGUCACGUCUAGUAGUGAAAAUUGUGUCGGGAAAUGAGACUGAUAAAUUUAAUCUAGACGAAAAUGCUAUAGAAAUUGAUUCGCCAGAAUCUUACAUACACAAUAUUUUUUUUGAUACUUCGACACAGUACAAAUCUGAACAUAAAUUAAGUGAAAAGGCUCAGAGCAUAGAUUGUUAUCAUGAAGAUGAAUCAAGAGACAUAUUAAAUGCUAAUCAGUCAACAUUUUCAAUUAAUACACAGCUCGAAAAUGAACUUCCAUUACCGUUUUAUUUAAAAAAUAAAUACAAAUUAUUAAAUGCAGAAAAUUAUUUGAGCCCAUUAGAACAUAGUCUUGAAAAAGUGAAAGAGAAUAAUGCACGUAUUAUGGAAAAUAUUCACAUGCUCAACAGAACCUUGAACUAUACAAAGAAGAAAGAAAUAUUAGAUAUUGUUUGCCCAAAAUCUAUAAGAUCAUUUCCUUGUAGUACCUGUGGCAAAUGUUUUGUUUAUGAAACUGGUUUGAGAAGACAUUACUCAAUGAGACACGCAAUGGCCGAUGUGCUACCACGUUGGCAAGUGGUGUGGACCUGUAUUCAGUGCUUUCAAGUCUGGCCUUCCCAAGAUCAAGCUUUAAAACAUUCUACUGAAUGUUGUAAAUCAAAUAAUACUGAUUAUGUUCGAGAGAUUAAAACCUCUUCAUUGCUGCAAUGUGAAUUUUGUGAAAAAGUUUUUACAAGCAUUCCUAGACUACUUCGUCACUCUAAAAUUCAUACAACUGCAAACAAUUAUGAGUGCACUGCUUGUGAAAUGGCAUUUGUGUCAUAUAAAACAGCAGAACAACAUUGGUUGAUAUGUCCGUGGUUGAAUAUGUAUUACAGUUUUUCACUGCCAAAACUACUACUUUGCAACUUAUGUGAUCGUAAAUUCAGGAAUUAUGAACAAUUGUACAAUCACAGGUAGGCAUUGCAACAUAAACACUUACAAUGUUGAAUACAAUUUAGGGUGAUAUAUUUUAUUAAUAUAAUUAUUUUCAUGCAGAUACAAAGUGGGUCACUUCAUGACUAAAACACAUUGCAAUCAAGACAACAGUAAAUCUUUAGGUAUACUGGUUUAUCAAUGUGAAAUUUGUGGGCAAUGGUAUGCCUCCGUAUCUCCACUUAAAGCACACAAGAAUCAAUACCAUUCCAAAAAUGAUGGAGGGAUACCAUGCAGAACAGUGUGUAUAUUUAUUAUUUAUUUCUCCCAUGUAUACUCUAUAGCUAUAAGCCUGUCUUUUCUUUUUUGUAGAUUUGUGAUGUGUGCUUUUAAGUUUAUAAUUAUAUAUCUAUAUACAUAUAUAUAUAUAUAUAUAUAUAUAUAUUUCAAGUUGCAUUCAUGCUCAAAUUUAGAUCAAAUUAUGAAUCUAAUGUAGGUAUUAAAAUAUUUAGUAUUCCUUAAUGGUCAUAACUGCACCCAAUAAAUUAUGCACAACUUAUUUUAAUUGCAGGAUAAUGCUAUAACAGAGAGUGCAAACAAUUAUGUUUCAAAUGAAAAUGAAAUAUAUAUUAGUAAAAAUGAAGAAAUUAUUAAGUCCAAAGAAGAAUAAUGAUGGUACAAAUAACACCAUAAUUUGAAGACUUUGUAUUGUAUGUAAUAGGUAUUUUUAUUAAAAUAAAAUAAUAAGUGUAACCAGAUCUUUGUUUAUUGUUUCAUGAAGUCUUACCUUGUCUGUAGGGCACAUGACCAG
This is a messenger RNA of Spodoptera exigua (beet armyworm), 2119 nucleotides long. The record is from the annotation of a GenBank genome assembly. NCBI's taxonomy places the organism in Eukaryota, Metazoa, Arthropoda, Insecta, Lepidoptera, Noctuidae.